UUUGAUAAAUCAAAACUGCCAGUUGAUGCUUCUAGUUUGACCAUUUCUUUUUCUUAUCAUUUUGAUGAAAAAGGAGAAGAAGAAAUAGAUGAAUUGGAAAGAAAUAAAGAUGAUGAAAAUGCUGCUACAAGCAGCAGCCAAGCUGCUGAAAUAACUGAAAUUUUUAACAAAAGAACUAAAGAAAGUAAUACAAAUGCUAGUAGUAAUAAUGUAUUAGGUGAUUGA
Molecule: messenger RNA, 225 nt
Organism: Cetraspora pellucida
Lineage: Eukaryota; Fungi; Glomeromycota; Glomeromycetes; Diversisporales; Gigasporaceae
Source: the annotation of a GenBank genome assembly